Molecule: messenger RNA, 623 nt
Organism: Trichomonas vaginalis G3
Lineage: Eukaryota; Parabasalia; Trichomonadida; Trichomonadidae
Exons: 1
Source: RefSeq, a predicted model, not a curated record
AUGGGAGUACUUGCUGCAAUUCAAGACGGAAAUAAGAAAGGAUACAAUCUCAGACUAACCGUAAAAGAUUUGGAUGGUCAUAUUUACUAUGCACAUGGCAAUGUCACAACAGCCGCACAACUUCUUGACGCUUUCAAGACUACAAAGAGAGAACAAAUGUUUGACUCCGACUCAGAUAUUUUGAAUGCAAUUGAAGGAAUUGCAAGCGUGAAGUUCGAAUGGUUACAACCCAACCCUCAAGCAGUCAGACAACAUGCUGGAUACUUCCCGUUCAGAAAUAAGUCUGACAUUGACUUAACAAGGUAUGGAAUUUACAAUUCAAUUGAAAAAAUUGUCAAUAAACCUUGUAUUCUUACAUGUCUCAGGAACUCUGGUCUUGUUACAGAUGAGAAAAUGAAGUAUCUUGAGUCAUGUGUGAAGACGAGGUACGUUCUCAGAAGUCAAUUGACAAAGAUUGCACCGUUGGCAAAUGUCAAUAUCCGAGUCAACAUUCCGACUGAGAAAGGUUCUUCACAUGACGACUAUGUUGUUGACUUCAAAUUGCCAUGGUUGAAGAUUGUACUUGUCCACAACCACUUCAUGUUGAACGAAAGUCUUACAAACCCAUUGUUCGGAAAAGGCAA